Messenger RNA from Trichoderma aggressivum f. europaeum, 3468 nucleotides. RefSeq lists its product as uncharacterized. The coding region runs from base 1 to 3468 and encodes 1155 amino acids. Gene Ontology annotation, molecular function: ATP-dependent chromatin remodeler activity; ATP binding. Gene Ontology annotation, cellular component: nucleus. NCBI's taxonomy places the organism in Eukaryota, Fungi, Ascomycota, Sordariomycetes, Hypocreales, Hypocreaceae. Gene Ontology annotation, biological process: transcription-coupled nucleotide-excision repair. The record is from RefSeq and is a predicted model, not a curated record. The transcript has a single exon.
AUGGACUCUGAAAACGACACAAGGAAGAAAGAUGUCGGCGAAAGCCGCAGUGCUUUGCUCAGCGAAAUGGUGGCAGCAGCCCAACAAAGCCCAACAUCCGAUACCAACCCUGAUUCUCCGCCAGCCAUUGGAAUCAGUGAAGAAGAUGCGCUGAAGAAUCUCUCCGGAACCGUCCGAGAUCAGGAUGAUCUGGAGCGAGACAUCACCAUGCAGGCCAACGCGGCGCUGAUGGAAGCUGAAGACAAAAAGGAUCGCAACCGAAUUGUCAAACUGGAGCUAACCCGCGAGAGAUACAAGUCUUUGCUAGACAAGGAGAAAAAGAGGCUGGAAAAGGCUGCUGGUAACCCUACUCAGUCUCGAACCAUUCAAAACGAGAUUGCCAAAUUCGAACAGGAAAUCAAGCAGGCCACUCUAGACAUUACCGAUUUCGAGUUACGUAUUCAGAAGAGACACCAAGAAGAUCCGCUCCACGGCUUGAACCAAACCAAAUCGAAGAGACUUCCUGGCGAAAGCAAUCGUGACUAUCUCAUCCGGACUGGCAAGAUCACUCCAUUUUCCAAGUUGGGAGGCGCACGCCCUGCUGGCAUCGAGGGUCAACUUGCUGACACCAUUCUGGACGCCGAGGAAGAAGCCACCGCAGAGCAGUUGAACCAUGAGACCGGCGAAGGGCCUCUUUCACAUCAACUACUUCGACGGCCAGGCUUUGCCGAAGAAGUAACAGAGCCAUCCGCGAGCAAAGGAACUGCAGCCGAGGCCGAAUUUUCACUUCGCCCGCGGAAGAAGAGAAAGGUUCAAAGACAGACAGAGCGUGAGCCCUCUGCUGAUUUUGAGCCAGAAGCCCAAUCUAGCUCCGAAUCUGUUGAUUCUACGGUAUGGCAACAAACAACAGAAGAUGACAUUGUUCGUCAACAACGUCGUAAAGCCAAAGCCAAGGCAUCGGCUGCUGAACAAGAAGCCAUCGAUCUUAGCAAGGUCGAUGAUGGUAAUGAGGCUCACUAUAAGAAGCGAUUGAAGGAUUGGGUCGAUCGAAGGAGUCGAGCAAGGCGAGCUAAGCGUCAAAGCGACUCUGCCGCAAGCACUGAGGAGAGCGAUGAGGAGGAAGACGAAUGGUUUAAACCGGCACCUGGUGUACCAGAUCAUUAUUUCACCGAUCAUCUCAAACUCCCAGGCGACGUGUACCCGUCCUUAUUCGGAUACCAGAAGACUGGCGUCCAGUGGCUGGCCGAACUCUACAAGCAAAAUGUUGGAGGCAUCAUCGGAGACGAAAUGGGUCUUGGUAAAACCGUUCAGCUUAUUGCAUUCAUUGCCGCUCUACACUACAGCAAAAAGCUCAAGAAGCCGGUUAUUGUUGUCGCCCCUGCCACGCUCCUCCGCCAGUGGGUAAGCGAAUUUCACCGUUGGUGGCCACCUUUGCGUGUUUCAAUCCUGCAUUCUUCGGGCAGUGGAAUGCUCAACCCCACAGCUGAAGAUGAUUACGAUGUGGAACACUUCAGCCCAAUGGCUACCAAAUCUGAAAAAGCCGCGAGGAGAAUUCUUCGAGGAGCUGUUCAGAAAGGCCAUGUUCUGGUUACCACAUACACUGGUCUUCAGACAUAUGCUGAUCUGCUUUUGGGCGUUGAAUGGGAUUAUGCGGUGCUUGACGAGGGCCAUAAAAUCCGAAAUCCGAAUGCUGAAAUCACCGUUACCUGUAAAGAGCUCAAUACGCCAAACCGUCUCAUUUUGUCUGGAACACCAAUUCAGAAUAACCUUACAGAACUCUGGUCGCUCUUUGACUUCAUAUAUCCAAUGCGCCUGGGUACUCUUGUCAACUUUAAGCAGCAAUUUGAGAUUCCCAUCCGGCAGGGUGGCUAUGCAAAUGCGUCCAACCUUCAGGUUAUGACUGCUGAAAAAUGCGCUGAAGCUUUGAAGGAGACUAUCAGCGAAUAUCUACUCCAGCGAUUGAAGGUUGAUGUGGCUGCCGACCUUCCAGAAAAGACAGAGCAGGUCUUGUUCUGCAAAUUGACUGAAGGCCAGCGCAAAGCAUACGAGACAUUUCUCCGCUCCGACGAAGUCUCUGCUAUUCUGAACAGGACACGCCAAUCUCUCUAUGGAAUUGACAUCCUCCGAAAGAUUUGCAAUCAUCCUGAUCUGCUUGACAAAUCUCUUGCGAAUAAGCCGGGCUAUGAUGUCGGCAACCCGAAAAUGUCCGCUAAGCUUCAACUUACCAAAGACCUCUUGCAAAAGGUCAUGAUUCCGAAUGGACACAAGACACUGCUGUUUUCACAGGGCAAGCAGAUGUUGAACAUUAUCGAGAAGUGCAUCAGGAACUGUGGCAUUACCUAUCUGCGAAUGGAUGGUGAAACUCCAAUCGAUCAGCGGCAGCCGAUGAUUGACAAGUUCAACUCCGAUCCUGAUAUCCACGUCUUUCUCAUGACUACCAGGACUGGUGGGCUAGGCACAAACCUUACCGGGGCAGAUCGAAUCAUCAUCUUUGAUCCAGACUGGAAUCCAUCUACCGAUCUGCAAGCGCGAGAGCGAGCAUGGAGACUGGGCCAGAAUAAACCCGUCAAGAUUUACCGUCUCAUGACUGAGGGUACGAUUGAGGAGAAGAUAUAUCAUCGUCAAAUCUUCAAGCAGUUUAUGACCAACAAGGUUCUCAAAGAUCCGAAGCAACGAAGCUCUUAUGACCUUUCAGAUUUGUAUGACCUGUUCACUUUUGAGAAGAACACAGAUCCCGCUGCGUCAAGAAGCGAAGUAUUCAGGGGAGCGGAAGUAAGCUUGAACAAAAACAUAGACAACACUGACGCAAAAUCCCUGAUACCCAUUAAAAACGUGGGUCAAGGGAAACAAGGGGAAUUGAAGAGCCUAGAUCUCGUCGCUGCAACGGAGGAAGUCAAGGAAGAUCCAUCUGCCCAUGAAGAGAGGCGAAUGCUUGAAGGCAUCUUUGCACGAUCAGUCAACAGCGCUUACGACCACGAGCAGAUUGUCAAUGGUCCACAAAAGGUGCAGGCCGAUAUGUCUGUCCUGCGCCAGGAGGCGAACAUGGUGGCUCGUCAGGCUGCAGCCCAUCUUCGACAUGCGGGAGAGGAAGCUCGCCGAGUACCAAUUGGUACGGUUACUUGGACUGGCGAAGUUGGUACCGUAGGUCGUCCUGGUGGUAAUCGUCGUCGUGGAGGACCAAGUUCGGCAGGUAUUAUGAGCAACCUUGCGGAUCGCCAGGGCUUGGACAGCGGCAGCAGCUCACGAUCCGGAACGCCUGGAAGCGAAAGAAACUUGAAGGCGAAGGACUUUAUUCCCUUGAUCAAAACAUUCAUCAACCGUCAAGGAGGAAAGGUGCCCAGUAAGAUGCUGGUGGACCAUUUUAAUUCUUACUGCCCCGGAAAGAAACAGAGCGACGAAUUCAAGUCUGCGCUGGAAAUGAUUGCGGUGUUGAACCGGCCCAGCAGUACUGGGAGAGGCAUGUGGUCCUUGAAACCACAGUUCAAGUAA